AUGGAUGGACCUGCGCGGCCUAGAUUGACCUCCCCCAGCGACUUUCAGUUUGGGGCCGUAUCCACAGAGACGAUCGAAGACGCCCUGCUCCACCUGGCCCAGCAGAACGAGCAGGCUGUGCAGGAGGCCGCGGGCCGGAUGGGCAGCUUCAGGGAGACCCGGAUCGUGGAGUUUGUUUUCCUGCUGGCUGAACAAUGGUGUCUGGAGAAAUCUGUGAGCUACCAGGCUGUAGAAAUUCUAGAAAGGUUUAUGGUUCAGCAGGCUGAGAAGAUCUGCAGGCAAGCCACUGAGCAGCUGGGCAGUAAUGGGAAGACGGGGUCUCCGAACUGGAGGGUUCUCAAAGAGCAGCUCUUCAACAAGUUUCUCCUCCGUCUCGUGUCGUGUGUUCAGCUGGCCAGCAAACUUUCCUUCCACUACAAAAUAAUCAGCAACAUCACAGUCCUGAACUUCCUGCAGGCUCUAGGCUAUCCGUAUACCAAAGAAGAAUUGCUGGAGUCAGAGCUUGAUGUCCUCAAGUCUCUGGACUUCCAGAUCAAUCUGCCCACACCCCUGGCCUACGUGGAGAUGCUUCUGGAGGUUCUAGGCUACAACGGCUGUCUGGUCCCAGCCGCACAGCUGCAUCCUACCUGCUUGACCUUGCUCGACCUCGUCUAUCUCCUGCAUGAACCUAUAUAUGACAGCCUGCUGAGGGCUUCCAUUGAAAAUUCCACACCUAGUCAGCUUCAAGGGGAAAAGUUUAUUUCAGUGAAGGAAGACUUCAUGCUGUUGGCAGUAGGAAUCAUUGCAGCAAGCGCAUUCAUCCAAACCCCUCAGUGUUGGAGCCAGGUCGUGGCACAUCUGCAGAGCAUCACUGGCAUUGCCUUAGAGAGCAUCUCCGAGUUUUCUUACGCAAUCCUGACUCACAGCGUGGGAGCCAGCACUCCUGGGCGGCAGCAGCAGCCGGCUCCUCCCCAGCUGCCGGCCAGAGUGCUGAAGGCGGUCGCUGUCUCCAACACAUGA
Messenger RNA from Ochotona curzoniae (black-lipped pika), 999 nucleotides. Its product is annotated as cyclin N-terminal domain-containing protein 1-like. The coding region runs from base 1 to 999 and encodes 332 amino acids. NCBI's taxonomy places the organism in Eukaryota, Metazoa, Chordata, Mammalia, Lagomorpha, Ochotonidae. The record is from RefSeq and is a predicted model, not a curated record. Gene Ontology annotation, cellular component: site of double-strand break. The transcript is spliced from 7 exons. Gene Ontology annotation, biological process: reciprocal meiotic recombination.